This is a messenger RNA of Salvelinus sp. IW2-2015, 966 nucleotides long. Lineage: Eukaryota; Metazoa; Chordata; Actinopteri; Salmoniformes; Salmonidae. The record is from RefSeq and is a predicted model, not a curated record.
CCCACAUCAGAACACCUCAAGAAACACCCGGAGAGAUCCACAGGGAAGAAAUCUAGUUGCUGCUCUGACUGUGGGAAAUGUUGCAAAUCUUCAUCAGGACUUAAAAUACACCAGCGAGUACACACAGGAGAGAAAUCUAACCACUGUUUUUACUGUGGGAAGAGUUACUCAUGUUCAGAUUCAUUAAAAGUACACCAGAGAAUUCACACAGGAGAGAAACCUUAUAGCUGUGAUCAAUGUGGGAAGAGUUUUACUCAGUCAGGCUGUCUGAUAGUGCACCAGAGAACACACACAGGAGAGAAAUCUAACCACUGUUUUGACUGUGGGAAAAGUUUCUCAAGAUCAGAUUCACUAAAAGUACACCAAAGAAUUCACACAGGAGAGAAAUCUUUCUGCUGCUCUUACUGUGGGAAACAUUACUCAAGAUUAAAUUCACUACAAGGACACCUGAGAAUUCACACGGGAGAGAAAUCUUAUAGCUGUGAUCAAUGUGAGAAGAGUUUUACUCAGUCAGGCAACCUGCUAGUGCACCAGAGAACACACACAGGAGAUAAACCUUAUGGCUGUGAUCAAUGUGGGAAGAGUUUUACUCAGUCAGGCAGCCUGAAAUCACACCAGAGAAUACACACUGGAGAGAAACCUUAUGGCUGUGAUCAAUGUGGGAAGCGUUUUACUCAGUCAGGCAGCCUGAUAGUGCACCAGAGAGCACACACCGGAGAGAAACCUUAUGGCUGUGAUCAAUGUGGGAAGAGGUUUGUUGCAUCUAACUAUCUGACGACACAUCAGAGAACACACACAGAGAAAUCUUAUAGCUGUAAUCAAUGUGGGAAGAGUUUUACUCAGCCAAACAUUCUGAUAGUACAUCUGAGAACACACACAGGAGAGAAACGUCAUAGCUGUGAUCAAUGUGGGAAGAAAUACUCUGAUAAAAGAUCUCUGAUCAAACAUCAGAAAAUACAUACAUGA